This is a messenger RNA of Esox lucius (northern pike), 2178 nucleotides long. Its product is annotated as F-box/LRR-repeat protein 7. Gene Ontology annotation, molecular function: protein binding. Gene Ontology annotation, cellular component: SCF ubiquitin ligase complex. The coding region runs from base 361 to 1824 and encodes 487 amino acids. The transcript has 4 exons. Gene Ontology annotation, biological process: SCF-dependent proteasomal ubiquitin-dependent protein catabolic process. The record is from RefSeq and is a predicted model, not a curated record. Lineage: Eukaryota; Metazoa; Chordata; Actinopteri; Esociformes; Esocidae.
GACCAGAUCCACAGCUUGUAUUUUAGGUGAAAAGGGAUAUUUUAAACAUUAUUAAAAAAAAAUCUAUCUUUUUUGGAAAAAUAAUGCAGCCUCGUCGUGUUGGAGUUGAACAAAGUACUUGGAUAGAGCGGUUAUUCGUACUUUUUUGGAAACUCUGUACCUUUUUGGAAACUCUAGCCAUCGGUUUUCUUUCCCGGUUAUUUCGUCAACAUCUGGAUUAACCAUUUGACAAUUCGACAAUACUGCUGCAUUGGUUCUUUUUAUAUUUCCGUAACUGAUCAUUUACAUUGAUCAUGUGUGAACAGCGAUCGUCUUGAAUUUUUGUAAUUUAUUUUGCAUGUAUAUUAUGCAUUCUUUAAAAUGGGUGCGAACAAUGGGAAACCGUAUGGAAGCGAGGGUAAAGGUAGCUCCAGCAUUUCCUCUGAAAUUAGUUCGAGUACAGAUCACACACCAACUAAAGCUUCAAAAAAUGUGUCUACCACCGAAGACUUGGAACAUAGCACAAGGACAUUGAGCACCCCUAGUCCAGGCCUCAUCCUGGCCUCAAAGUCCCAAUCUCCAGCCCUGUCUAUCAACGGCCACGAGACAACCUCCCCUUCUGGCUCUUCAGAGGCUGUUGCAAUAGUGCAUACCCAGCCAGGCACACAGACACACUCCCACCAAUCAAAAGGACACCAUUACGCCCCCAUCGACCUCCUCUCUGACCACACACUCCUGCAGAUGUUUUCUCACCUGCCUACAAACCAGCUGUGCCGCUGUGCACAGGUGUGCCGCCGCUGGUACAACCUGGCUUGGGACCCUCGGCUGUGGAACACUGUACGACUGACAGGCGAGCUGCUCCAUGCUGACCGCGCCCUGAAAGUGCUGACACAUCGACUAUGUCAAGACACCCCCAACGUGUGUCUGACCCUGGAAACAGUGGUGGCCAGUGGCUGCCGGAGACUUACUGACCGAGGCCUGCAUUUGGUGGCCCAGUGCUGCCCAGAGCUGCGCCGCCUAGAGGUGGCAGGCUGCUAUAACAUCUCCAACGAGGCUGUAUUCGAGGUGGUUUCCCGUUGCCCAAACCUAGAACACCUCAAUGUCUCAGGCUGUUCUAAGGUGACCUGCAUCAGCCUAACUCAGGAGGCCUUAGUCCAGUUCCCUCUACUUCACGGCCAGCAAAUCUCCAUCCACUACCUAGACAUGACUGAUUGUUUCUCCCUGGAGGAUCAAGGCCUCCGCACCAUUGCCUCCCACUGCCCCCGCCUGACACACCUCUACCUGCGACGUUGCACACGUCUCACCGACGAGGCCCUUCGCCACCUGGCCUUGCACUGCCCUUCGGUCAGGGAGUUGAGCCUCAGUGACUGCCGUCUGGUGGGGGACUUCGGCCUGCGUGAAGUGGCGCGCCUGGAGGGCUGCCUGCGCUACCUGAGUGUAGCCCACUGCAGCCGCAUCACCGAUGUGGGGGUGCGCUACGUGGCUCGCUACUGCCCACGCCUCCGCUACCUAAACGCGCGUGGCUGUGAGGGCCUUACAGACCACGGCCUGGGUCACCUGGCCAGGAGCUGCCCCAAGCUUAAGUCGCUGGAUGUCGGCAAAUGCCCGUUAGUGUCAGACAGCGGGCUGGAGCAGCUGGCUUUGUACUGCCAGGGCCUGAAGAGGCUGAGCCUGAGGGCAUGUGAGAGCGUGACUGGCCGAGGACUGCAGGCCAUAGCUGCAAACUGCUGCGAGCUGCAGCUACUUAAUGUACAGGACUGUGAGGUUUCGCCAGAGGCUCUGCGAUUCGUUAGGCGCCAUUCCAGACGUUGUGUCAUUGAGCACACAAAUCCUGGGUUCUUUUGAAAGGUGUAUUAAUGGAUUCAUCUUUGAUGGAAAUAAAUAUGUUUAUAUUCCCGCUCUGGAGUUGACCAAGAAGAGGGUUGUCAGGACUAAUUGGGAAUUGUGUGCAAUAUCCAUGUGUGAAUAUUUUAUUUGCAUGGUUGCUAAUAAUUCUGUUCUUUGUGAACACUUACAUGGAAUGUAUUUAACAUAUUUAUCUGUAAAAAGGGAAAAAUGUUGGUAUUCCAAAUUGGUAUUUCAUUUGUGAAGUAACAUUUCCUAUGCUAAAACUGGGUACACAUUAAUUUUGAAUGCCUUAUCAAGUCAUAUUUCUCACUUAAUUCCAUUGAUUUAUUAUAGAUAGGUCAUCGCCAUGAG